Molecule: messenger RNA, 1813 nt
Organism: Lingula anatina
Lineage: Eukaryota; Metazoa; Brachiopoda; Lingulata; Lingulida; Lingulidae
Product: neurexin 1-like
Source: RefSeq, a predicted model, not a curated record
GUCACUUGGGAACACCUGUCUGGGCACAUGUACAUGUAUGUAGUCAUUUGCCUAUGCCAUUCCAACAUGAGCUCCUGCUUAGUAUUUAUGACCAGAUUGUUGGGCAUUGUUUCUGCACACAAGCUGUGACUGAAGGAAGAUCUGAAAAGCCACACACACAUACUCAUAAAUACACGGUUUUGAAGAUUUGCCACGGCAGAGGAAAAUGAACAGUUGAUGAAGAUUUCUGCUACUACUUGACCACUGGUGGACAUUGGAUACUGACUGACUACAGAGGAAAGGAAUUCAGCUUGAGAGAGAGAGGGGAGGAGAGACGAUUACUCCUGUUAGCUUGGCACAUUGGUGAGAGGAAAUUCCUGACUGGGUGUUCAUUGAGGCCAUUGGUGCUGCCAGGACUUUUUUCUUUUCACGGAAUGAUUCAAAGCGUUCCUGGUAUCUUUUCAAGGAAUUGAUUCCCAGUCGUCGUAUGUUUUUACUCGCCAGUGUUGAGUGGAACUGUUAAGUUGGGUUAAGCACAGGGUCUGUUGAUCCUUGUUUCAGACAUUUCCUAUCCAACAUGUGGCAACUUAUUGUGACAGCGUGCAUUUGCCUUGUGUUGUGGACUAACUGUGAAGGUAAUACCUUUGAACUUGAAGGUUCUACGACAUCAUUCGCCAAGUAUACCAAAUGGAACCCCUGUACAAAUGGUUCGUUGAAAUUUGAAUUCAAAACUGAGCAAUUAAAUGGGAUGUUAAUGUACUUGGACGAUGGAGGGAAAUUAGAUUUUUUCGAAGCAAAAGUGGUCGGUGGGUCAGUAAGACUUCGGGUGAAUUUUGGCGAAGGUAUAGCCACUGUACUGACCCUUGGUGAAAAUCUCCAUGACAACAGGUGGCAUAGUGUUCUGAUCAGGAGAGAUGGACAGGAGGUCACAAUGGAGGUGGACCAACAGCAACAAUCAAAAAAAUUACGGGCAGGUAAUCUUCAACUUGGUAAAAUGGAGACAAACAGUUAUUUAUUCAUUGGUGGACUGCCUGCUCAAUACAUGGCCAGACUUAGUGAACUAGCUUUGCCUUCUGUGGUAUUCGAGCCAAGAUUCAGAGGAAGUAUACGAAAUUUGAUGUACUCGAACUGUUCGCAGCCUUUUGGACGGCCUCUGCUGCUGGACUCCCAAGGGGUUCGGACCAACAAUCGUGACCCUUGUGCCAAAUAUGACCCCUGUUUGAAUGGAGGAAUUUGUGUGAGCACAGACAAGGGUGCCAUUUGUGACUGUAGCCAAAUAAACUUUGAAGGGGAUCACUGUGAUAAAGAAACUAUUCCAUCAGAGGCAACAUUCUCUGGACAAGAGUAUCUCAGCUAUGACUUGUCAAAUCGAGGUGAUCCCAUAGUCAGCAAAAAUGAUGAAGUGUCAUUUUUUUUCAAGACCAGACAGACCAAUGGGAUCCUAUUUUACACAGGGGAUGGGAGUGAUUUUCUGCUGGUGGCCUUAGUAGAUGGUGUGAUAAUGGUCAGUGUCAACCUGGGUGCGGGAGAGUUUCAGCACCCAGUCCUCACUGAAAAGUACAAUGACAACCAGUGGCACCACGUAGUGGUAGAGAGAAGAUCUAGAGAGAUUGCAAUCUUGGUAGAUGGUCUCCUCCAGCAGACGGGCGCUACCACAGGGGUGUUUUCCAUGUUGUCCAGUAAUGUCCUGUAUGUCGGCGGCAGUGCCAAUACCUUCAAACUCACUCAGGGCAAGGUCAAUAGCAACUUCAGAGGAUGUCUGAAAAAGGUUGGCUUGGAUGUUUUUGGGCACACAGGAAGUUACCACAUGUACUGUACUUUUGGGCAUGUGUGA